Magallana angulata is the source of this 2138-nucleotide messenger RNA. RefSeq lists its product as uncharacterized. The record is from RefSeq and is a predicted model, not a curated record. Lineage: Eukaryota; Metazoa; Mollusca; Bivalvia; Ostreida; Ostreidae. The transcript is spliced from 4 exons. Bases 36 to 494 code for a protein of 152 amino acids.
AUAUAUACCCGCCAAUACAACAUCCUACCACAAAAAUGGAGAAAUUUAUUCUGGAACUGAUUUUCACAUUACUUUGUCUUCCUCUGAUAUAUGCUGCCUGUUAUUACAGAAGCGCUUACGGCAACUACUACUGCUACUAUUACAACUACUACAGCUACAGCUACAGCAGUGUGGGUACAUACGCUGGUGCGGCCGUUGGGGGAAUAGUGUUCCUUAUCGUAGUGGCUGUAGUCGUCGUGUGUGUCUGUGCCGCUAAAAAUAGCCAGAGGAACCGUGUGGUCACGAUGCAAGGAGGCGGGGCCACAGUGACUAAUGUCAAUAAUGUCAACACAAUUCAACAUCCUCGUAAGAAUGCUAUGGUGCUAUGGUGCUAUGGAGCACCCCCUCCGCCAGGAUAUGGGCCAGGAUUCGGGCAAGGAUACAGCCAACCCUCUCAGUCCAUGUUUAACGAUCCCGCCUAUCCCCCUAAUCAGUACCCUCCCCCAAAAUAUUAGAAUACAUUCAGUUUGCGCAUUCAACAUUUAAAUUUAUGUUAUAUGAAAAAUGACAAUAACAAUCCAUCAUAUCCAGCAAGAAGAAGAAAAUAUGUGAUGGACAUUUAUGAUAGCAUUAAAGUGGUAUGUGACAUCUGUCGAUAUUAAUGUGUAUUAAAGUACAUUAUGAUUAAAAUACUCUCACUGGUUUAGAAUUUUGAAAUUUUAACAAUAUUUAACCAAAAAAUUCGUAGUAAUAUUAUUGGAAAAGGUGAAAAUUUUAACAUCCCAAACACGUGAUUUACAGAUUCGUAGUGAAACAUGUAACCAACUGCACCACUCUUUGUGGUGUCAACUUUAUGAAAGAUACUAUGUUUAAAACUACAUUUGAUCUUUUGUUUAUUUCGAUAAAAAGUACGACAGAGGUGUCCCAUAUCAGCUUAAGAUAAAAACAUUCCAUAGACACCCCUGGAAAAUCUUGUGGUAACAUUCAUCAUCGGCGAUCUUAUGUCAAAUUUUUUUAAAUUUUCUUUUUGAUAAUUUAAAGCUCUUGAGUUAAAGAGCACAGUGAAUGGAACUUUUCGUCAUCCGUUUUUUUUUUCUGGUAUUAUUUUAACUAGAUGUUUAAACUAAUUGAACAACGUUAGUCGUCCGAGUUUAAAUUUCUAUAAACAUGUCGUCCUAAAAAUAACAACAAAGGCCUUUCGAAUUCUAACCUAUGCAUCAAACUUUCUUACCGAGAAAGCCAUUGAAUUUGAUUUCAAUUAAAGAAUUUUUACAAGAGCGAGAAAGAGAGAGAGAGAGAGAGAGAGAGAGAGAGAGAGAGAGAGAGAGAGAGAGAGAGAGAGAUUUAUUCGUUCAGUUUUUAAUGUUUAGAAGGGUCAAUAUGGAUGAAAGUCUAAUAUUGAGUUAAAAGCUAGUUACAGAUGUUGGAAUUUUUUGUUUCAUAAGCAAAGUUUAACUCAUGUUAUUGUUUAUGUGUUGUAUAAUUAUAAGUUUUAUUCUGAUGUUGCUUUUUGUUGUUGCUAAAUUAUUUAUUAACAUAUUGAAUCAGUUUAAAUUGUUUGCCAUAAGUUAUUGUGUGAAGGAAAUAAUAAUUUCUUUAAUUUACAACAUCAUUUUUGAACAAAUAUAAGACAUUUUUCUAGCUUGCAACUUGACUUCGAGCAUACAUAUUUUAAUGAUUUAUUCAAAAUACAAAAGUAAGCCUUUUUUUACAUAAAAAAAAAUAAAAAUAAGAUUUCCAUCGUGUCUAAAACCUUUUAAGGGAGGACAAUUAGGGCAUCAAUAUAAAAAUAAAUGCAUGUAAGAUAUUAUACAAGGUUUGCAUUAUUUGCAUACAUUUCAAUUUUGCAAUUGACUAUUCUCUGUACAAUAUUAUGAUAACCUGAAAUGUUGGUAACUUUUAUUUAAAAUGAAAAUAAAUUUUUGGGAGGCAAUAUGUUUUUGUGAUGCUUUAUUAACAUGUUAUUGCAAAUAACUUAAUUCAUUGACUACAUCCCGUAUCCCUAUUAGUUGUUUUCUAUUUUAUAUUACACCAUUAUGAGUAUGCCUGAACAGGUAUUGUUUUGUGUGUUUUACUGUUUAACUAUUUAUAUGUACUUUGUAUGGUUAUUUAUCACUUUUGUUUAAGGUAGCUGGAUGGUCAACAAUUUAACAAUUUAA